Dermochelys coriacea (leatherback sea turtle) is the source of this 2770-nucleotide messenger RNA. RefSeq names its product macrophage receptor with collagenous structure (gene MARCO). The coding region runs from base 99 to 1676 and encodes 525 amino acids. Lineage: Eukaryota; Metazoa; Chordata; Testudines; Dermochelyidae. The record is from RefSeq and is a predicted model, not a curated record. The transcript is spliced from 18 exons. Gene Ontology annotation, cellular component: membrane.
AGCAGAUGACAUAAAUUCAGCAGAUGAAGUGGAAAGUUCCUUAUUUCCUCGGUGUCUGUUAUCGGACAGGACUCUAAGUUAACUAUAAAAAAUUCACCAUGGAAAAUCCAAAGAGUUACACUGAAGAUGGAAUUUUGAGUGAUAGCAAAAUGCUCACCAUGUCAGACAAGAUUAGGUUUGCUUCAUCUGCUACCACCACAUUUGAACUAUAUGAACCACAAAGCAAGAAGAAGCUUUCUGCGUGCUGUGUUUGGACUGCACUGGCAAUCUACUUAAUGAUGCUAACUAUAGGCCUGGGACUAUUGGCGCUAAAAGUGUUUAACAUGCAGGAGGAAAUACGCAAAAUCCAAAGAGAAGACUCAUAUUUACCAGAGGAACUGGUCAGCCCCUUCUACAAUGAAACUUUUCCAGAAAGCAACUUUUAUAGAAAGAACACUAGAGGUGAAGAAACAUUGAUCGAAAGCUUAGAAGAGGAAAUCAACACCAUUAGGGUCAGCAACUACAAUUUAUUGAUGAGGAUGAACAAUAUCACACUGGCUGCAGGGCAACUUGGAAACAAAGGAGAACCUGGUCCUCCAGGAGGAAAAGGUGAAAAGGGAGACAUGGGUCUACAAGGACCAGCUGGAAGCAAAGGAGAACCAGGGUCAAAGGGUAUUGGAUUUCCUGGGGAGAAAGGAGAGAAGGGUAAUCCUGGAGAAAAAGGUACUGGAGGUGCUCAGAAAGGGGAGAAAGGUUCAUCUGGAAAGGAUGGAACUCCAGGGAUACCUGGAGGAGUAGGAGCUCCAGGUGCCAAGGGAGAAGCAGGAAUAGAAGGACCAAAGGGGACAAAAGGAGACGAAGGAGUCCAAGGCUUAAGAGGACCAUCGGGUGAAGAUGGAAGUAAAGGGGACAGUGGCCUCGCUGGUCCAAAAGGUGAACCAGGAAUGAAAGGAGAUAGGGGACCUACAGGUCUUCAAGGAAAUAAAGGUGAAGUAGGUGAGAAGGGAGAGAUGGGCCCCAGAGGACCAAUUGGUGCUCCUGGAAACAAGGGAGAUGCAGGUUGGUCAGAUUUAAAUGGUGGAGUGGGUCUUCCAGGACAGAAAGGAGAGGCAGGCCUGAAUGGAGAAGUUGGUGCACCGGGACUUCCUGGUUUAAAUGGCAUGCCUGGUCAGAGAGGGGAGAAGGGAAUCCCAGGAGAGAGGGGACCUAAAGGUGAAAAGGGACAGAGUGGAGUAGCAGGGGUUAGAGGCCUACCUGGUGAAAAGGGAAGUAGAUGGAGUUCUGGCUCUCCAGGUCCAAAAGGUGAACCAGGAAUGAAAGGAGCCAAAGGAGACAUGGGACCUAGAGGACCACCAGGGAGCAAAGGUGACAGGGCUGAACCAGGGCAACACUACUCCCACCCCAGUAUAAGGCUCAAUGGGACAGCUAGGGAGGGCCGUGUCGAAAUUAGGUAUCAAGAGAAGUGGGGAACAAUAUGUGAUGAUGGAUGGGACGAAAGAGAUGGAACCGUGGUCUGCAAAAUGCUGGGAUAUAGUCAUGCAGUUCGCAUCAUGACGGCACCCCCAGGUUCUGGUCAGAUUUGGCUUGAUGAUGUGGAGUGCAGUGGAACAGAAUCCUCCAUUUUGAACUGUGAAAAAAGCAAGUGGGGGGAGCACAACUGCAGCCACAGUGAAGAUGCUGGUGUGGAAUGUGCCUAAGACAGUGUCGAAAUGGGCAUGAUACACUGCUGUCUGGCAUAAGAUGUCUUAAUUCCACAAGUUCCAACAGAGUGCGCUGCUGUUGUCCAUGGCUGGGACUUGCUUCUUUGUUUCGGUGUUUGUAAAACCGUUGGUUUCUUUACCUAUUUUAAAAAUAUGCAUCAAUGAGGCAAGUAAUUGUUCCUUAAAUCUUUAAUUGUUUUGUGGCAACUGGAUUUCCUGGUUUACUUUUGGCCUUUUACUGGUUAUUAGAGACAGAAAAGGAAUGAAAUACCUAACUCACUCAAAUACUCGUAAAUCUUCGGGUAACAUGGCCAGUCUGGUAUCCAGCAAUCAUGUAUUCUGCACAGAGUGGAAGGAUAGUGGAAGUUAAAGUAUAGGAGUAGGAGACCUGCACUCUUCCUAGCUCUUCCCUGGACCUCCUUCAUGACCGUGGCCAAGUCACUAAGGCCCAGAUCCUUAAAGGUGAGGAGUUAGGCACAUGAAUACCUUUGAAGGUCUGGGCCUUAACCUCUCUGUUCCUCAGUUUCACAGCCUCCCAAUCUAUUAAGAGAGGUAAUAAUACUUACCUCUCAGGAGUAUAAUGAAGAUUGGUUCAUAUUCAAAAGUCCUUUUAGAUCCUCAGACAUAAGGCUCUAUGGAAAUAUAGAAAUAUAUACAAAUAUAAAGCUGUACCAUGCAUUAGCAACAGUAAUAUUCUGUCAGGAAGUCACUCAUGAUUAAGUAUAAAGCUUGCAGAGUUAACUGUCCUAUAUGAAGAAACAUAAUGGCUUCCUCCCUUUACUGUCUAUUAUACACAACCAUGUCUGAUGCAUUGAUUUUUAUUUGUACUGAGCAUUUUCUCUCUUUUUAAGGAUCCACAACACACCCCUGCACUGUACAUUUACAUAUUGUAAAGUGGUGGAUGAACAGUAACACAUACAGAGCUGUAUGCAAUAUAUCUUGCUUACAGGAAUGUUACUUUAAAAUAAGAAAUAAGUUUACCAAAACCCUUUUCCUGUGCUUUGAUAUUAUUACGCAACCCUGGCUAUAUUUUUUCCCCUUAGAUGGCUGCGGAAUUUUCUUCUAUGCAAUAAUACAGCGUCACAUACAAA